This is a messenger RNA of Syngnathus typhle (broad-nosed pipefish), 2160 nucleotides long. It is a transcript of the gene ccdc93, whose product is annotated as coiled-coil domain containing 93. Gene Ontology annotation, biological process: Golgi to plasma membrane transport. NCBI's taxonomy places the organism in Eukaryota, Metazoa, Chordata, Actinopteri, Syngnathiformes, Syngnathidae. The record is from RefSeq and is a predicted model, not a curated record. The transcript has a single exon. The coding region runs from base 62 to 1945 and encodes 627 amino acids.
UUACAAAAAAGAAGACGAAGCGGAAGAAGACGACGAAGCAAACAACAUAACCCAAGUCAAGAUGGCAUCGACUGUCUCUGUUUUCAAUAGAGCGAGGCCUGCCUCAAAGUUGAAUUCGCAGUUAGAUCAAGGCGUGAACGUUACUCAGGUGGAAGCUCGGGAGGAUGAAGAGCAGUGCAUCAAACUGGCGGAGAUCCUUGAGCUUCUUUUGGCCGCCGGAUAUUUUCGGGCCCGCAUUAAGGGACUGUCACCUUUUGAUAAGGUGGUCGGCGGGAUGACCUGGUGCAUCACCACCUGUAACUAUGACAUUGACAUUGAUCUACUUUUUCAAGAGAACUCAACCAUCGGUCAGAAAAUAGCUUUGACUGAGAAAAUUGUGUCUGUUUUGCCCAAAAUGAAGUGUCCUCAUCAGCUGGAGCCUCAUCAAAUCCAAGGGCUUGAUUUUAUUCACAUUUUCCCAGUGAUACAGUGGCUAGUGAAACGGGCCAUCGAGACCAGAGAGCAAAUGGGCGACUAUGUGAGAGCCUAUUCCAUAUCUCAAUUCCAGAAGGCCUACAACCUUCCAGAGGAUGAAGAGUUCCAUCAGAGAAGAGGCAAGGCAGUGGGAACAGUUCUUGAUAUUCUGGACGUAUACAAACCACAGAGGAAAUACAGAAGGCAAAAGGAGGCAGGGGAACUACUUGAUGAGGAGUCCAGGGUUCAGUCGACAUUGCUGGAAUAUGGCAGGCGAUAUGGAUUCAGCAAACAAUCCAAACAAGAUAAGCCAGGUGAAAAAAUGGCCUUGUCAAAUAAAGACUCUGUGACACAGGUUACAGAGGAAGAAGUUCAGUGGGCGGCUGAGGAGAAACGCAUCAAAAGCCUGAUGAACACAAUGGCCGCCAUGGCCAAUCAGGAGGGUCAACUGACAGCUAGCGCGGUGGGCUACAUUGUGGGGCAACAGUCUGAAGAGAUCAAACUGAUAGCUUCGGAGUAUGCCGAGAAGCAUUUGGAGGUAUCGGAGGAUUUUUCCGAGCGGUACGGCCCGCUUCACCAACACCUCCGAGCCGUUGCCUCUCUGAACAAACAGAUCCAGCAGAUGAUUAAGCAGCAUACUGAGCUGCAAGGUCAGCACACCCAAGUUAAGGAAGGUUGCGACGAGGCCAAGAUGAAGCUGCGUGAGGUCACAGAGCAGUCGGAUACGCUAAUGAAGCAGAUGAUGAUUUUAGAGGACGCCGAACGUCAAGCUGAGGGCAGCGUGCUGGAGAAGCUGAGAUUCCUGGUAACAUCCAAUGAAAACUUGAAACUUCAAGAACAGGAGUUUCGUGCCCACUGUAAAGAUGAGAGGAUCCGCCUGCAGCAGAGUAUUGAAAAUUUAAGCACAGCAUCGGGACUCGGUGUAGAGGAGAAGGAGAGAAACCAAUUGAUUGACAAGCAGCACAAUACAGAGAGAGAGAAACUACAGAAGGUCCGUCUGCUGAUGGCGAGGAGGAAUCGUGACAUUGCCAUUUUGCAGAGAAAGAUUGACGAAGUGCCUUGCCGUGCAGAACUCACACAGUACCAGAAGAGAUUCAUUGAACUCUAUUGCCAAGUUUCUGCAACACACAAAGAGACCAAACAGUUCUUCACUUUGUACAACACGUUAGACGACCAGAAAGUUUAUCUCGAGAAGGAGGUCAAUUUGCUGAAUUCCAUUCAUGACAACUUCCAGCAAGCCAUGUCGUCUUCGAGCGCCAAGGAGCAGUUCCUCAGACAAAUGGAGCAGAUAGUGGAUGGAAUCGGACAGAGUCGCAUCAAGAUGGAGAAGAAGAAGCAGGAGAACAAAAUGAGGAGGGAUCAGCUGAACGACAAAUACCUGGAGCUGCUCGACACCCAGAGGCUUUACUUCCAAACCGUCAAAGACUUCCAAGAGGAAUGUCGAAAGAACGAAAUGCUGCUGUCCAAGUUGAGAGCAAAAGGAGCAUCGUAGUUGUUAUAUUGCAAACAGCGUGUUCGUGCAUUAGGUUGCAAUCUAUGAAAACGUAUAUCGAUAAAUUGACAAUGUAUGUAAUCUUCACUUUUGAGUCAUAGUCUUGACUGAAUUAAUUUGUUUUUAAAUGAUGUCAUAUCCUCGUUGUCAUCUGUUGAAUGCAAGGAAAAAAACUCUGAUCUUUUCAACAAUAAAAGAUUUGAUGGGUUCCAAAA